CGGGGCACCGGCUUGGGAUGGGCCCAGGGGUGACGAAGGGCAGGAGGUGACCAGCCCCAGCGCUCUGCUGCCCUGGUGCGGUGGCUCUGGCUCCUGCCCACACCACAGGCCGGAGCCCCCCUAGGUCCCCCUGCCAUGCCAGGGGCCUUUUAAGGGCGAUGCCCAGGGCUGUGGGAAGGUGACCGGGGAGAAUGUGGCUGGUGAGCUCAUGACAAAGGCCCCCAGUCACGGGGCGGGCACACCUGUCCCCUGGGCGCCGCAUAAAGCCUGGAGCAGCCGAGCAGCUGCGGACACAGCAGUGAGGACCCACCAGGGCAGGCAGUGCCCAGGGCCGGAGCCAUGGAGGCGACUGUGGAGCAGGACCUGAAAUGGGCGACGGAGCUCAUCGACCAGAGGCUGGCGCAAGAAGAGGCGGCGAAGCAGGCGAGUCCAGGGACGCCGGAGCCAGGCUGAGCCCUGGCACUAGCCCCAAUGGCCCUUCCCUGCGGAUCUGGCACCUUCCCAGGGCCAAGCCCGGGGGCUGAGGGUUGUCUGUGCUGGGUUACAGAGCAGCCCUGGGCAGUGCCCGGGCUCACCGCCAGUGCUGGUGCGGAUGGAGAUGCGGGAGCUGGAGGAUGAGAAGCACCGGGGGGCCCUUCCCCUCGGCAUCGCGGUCCUCAAGGGCCAGGAGCGGAUGCGGAGGAGCUCGGUGGACCUGCGGCGCGAGAUCAUCGACGUGGGCGGCAUCCAGCACCUCAUCGAGCUGCGCAAGCAGCGCCGGCGCCGGCGGGAGGAGCGGGCCGCCACGCCCGAGCCGGCGCCCGAGCCGGAGCCCGAGGACCUCGAGGCCGCGGUGGCACCAGAGAUGUUCCUGCGGGCGGCCGUGCAGGGCCAGCUCCGCCUUGUCGAGAAAUUCCUGGCUGACGGCGGCUUCCCGGACACCUGCGAUGAGUUCCACCGCACGGCGCUGCACCGGGCCUCGCUGGAGGGGCAUGUCGAGAUCCUGGCGAAGCUGCUGGAUCAUGGCGCCACUGUGGACUUCCAGGACCGGCUGGACUGCACGGCCCUGCACUGGGCCUGCCGCGGGGGACACUUGGCCGUGGUGAAGCUGCUGCAGGAGCACGGCGCCAACCUCAACCUCGUGGACAAGCUCCUGAGCACCCCACUGCACGUGGCCACACGCACCGGCCACGCCGACAUCGCAGAGCACCUCAUCCACGUCGGCGUGGCCAUCAAUGCUGUGGACAGGGAGGGGGACACGGCCCUGCAUGACGCAGCGCGGCUGAACCGCUACAAAAUCAUCAAGAUGCUGCUACUCUACGGGGCCGACAUGCUGGCCAAGAACCUGGCCGGGAAGACCCCCAUGGACCUAGUGCAGCUGUGGCAGACGGACACGCGGCAGGCGCUGGAGACCCCGGAGCAGAGCAGGGCGGAGGUGGAGACGGAGGCGCCGGUGUGAGGGCGGGCGCAGGCC
This is a messenger RNA of Gavialis gangeticus (Gharial), 1453 nucleotides long. It is a transcript of the gene ANKRD2, whose product is annotated as ankyrin repeat domain 2. Gene Ontology annotation, biological process: regulation of transcription by RNA polymerase II. Lineage: Eukaryota; Metazoa; Chordata; Crocodylia; Gavialidae. The record is from RefSeq and is a predicted model, not a curated record. Bases 593 to 1438 code for a protein of 281 amino acids. The transcript is spliced from 8 exons. Gene Ontology annotation, cellular component: nucleus. Gene Ontology annotation, molecular function: RNA polymerase II-specific DNA-binding transcription factor binding.